AUGCUAAUAAUCUUUCAUUUAAUAGUUCUGCCGGGAUCGUACAGUCAACCUGAUGUGGUAAUCGUGAAUGCUGAUGCCACUGAUGGUGGAGAUGCAGGGGAUCGGAAUUAUCGGCGCUACUCUCGUCGACAAGCGCAAUUAGCGAAUAAUCGUGCACUGGUAUAUAAACGACUAAGCAGCUCAGCUGCAGAAGUUCAACUUUCUCACCGUGAUGAUGAAAAGUAUUCUUUGAAUGCGUUUCAUAGCAGUGAAAUUUUGGAAAGUACUCAUUCACUUACCUAUCUUGAAUGGGUACAUGAAAGACAAACAAGGCGUAUGCGUACCCGAUCUGAGUGGUUCCUUUUGCCUGCGCCGUCAGCAAAAGAUAGUGGUACAUCACAGCCAAAUACCUCCGUACUUUCUUCUACUAGCAUGCUUCAACCGUGUUCGCAGUUUGAUGACUCAAUAAUGGGUUCAUUCGACGGAUGUAUGGGAAAUCCAAACAAUAUUAAUGAGUGCCUUGUAAAUGUUACUCAAAAAUUACCUUUGUCAAAAACAUACGAAGGAGCAAUCUCUCCAUCUUUAGCUGAUAUAUCUGGACAACUUCCUCCAGCACCACAACCAGUAACUGCCCCAACAUCUCGAAUGGCUGGUGGUAUCGUUCGUCGACGUUCUUGGCGUACUCAUUACGUACGUCCUGAUCGAAUUGUUAAGGGUGACAACAAAGAGCGAGGUUCUAGCGAAGUUGCUAUUAUUUCAAGCAGAUCAACACCGCUAUACCGUCGUAAUGUGCCACAUACAUCCAGUCGAAGCUUGCCAAGUGCGGGACGGCCUAUAGUGCUACCAUCAUCAUCUUUGAUGGAAUUCCAACAGCAGCGGCAGCGAUCAAGGUCAACAUCACCGGCAUAUGAAAAGGGUUAUGUCAAUACUGGUAGUGGUAGUAGCACUUCUCAUGUGAAAGGGUCAAAGGCUGUUUUGCAGUCCAAACUUGUGCAUUUCUAG
Cercopithifilaria johnstoni is the source of this 981-nucleotide messenger RNA. The record is from the annotation of a GenBank genome assembly. Lineage: Eukaryota; Metazoa; Nematoda; Chromadorea; Rhabditida; Onchocercidae.